Symbiodinium sp. CCMP2592 is the source of this 1701-nucleotide messenger RNA. The record is from the annotation of a GenBank genome assembly. Lineage: Eukaryota; Dinophyceae; Suessiales; Symbiodiniaceae.
AUGCCCGAACAUCUUUCGUGGUGUGUGGACAUGCUUUCGCGAGCUUCCCCGCAAGCUGUUAUCAAGAGGCGCAGCCGCUGGCUGCGCAAAUGGACACAGCGUGCCAAAGAGAUAGGACUCGACCCAGAUCCGGCUUGGGAUAUCCCCGACCCGCAUAUGGCCGCUGUCAUGUCGUGCAAAAGGUUGCAACUGCUUGAUGAAAUCAUUGCGGCGGAAGGGUACGGGGACAUCAACUUGGCUUCGGAUUUGCGUGCAGGGUUUGAUCUGGUGGGCCGGGCACCGGAGUCCAACGUGCUUCCCGGAAAGAUCACACCGGCCACCAUGCACCCAGACGACCUUGUCUCCACAACAGUGCGAGCCAGGGAGGCCCUCAAAUUGUCACUUGGAUCUUCAGGCGAUGCAGAGCAAGACCUUCGUUUAUGGAACAAAACGCUUGAAGAGGUUGAGCGUGGGUGGCUCAUAGGGCCAUACGAUUGGGAUGAGCUAGGGGAUACAGAUGUCGUCUCCCACCGCUUCCCUCUGGUUCAGGGCCAGGGCGGGAAGCUCCGUCCUAUAGACGAUUACUCGCGAAGUGGGGUUAACGCAUGCGUCACGACCCUGGAACAACCAACUGUUGACACAGUGGAUGUCGCCGCUUGCAUGUUCAGCAACUUGUGUUCGGGCCUCGCCAAAAACAAGCGUUGCUCCAAGCUCAUGGGGCGCUCAUUUGAUUUGACUGCCGCUUAUCGGCAGUUAUGUGUGUCCCUAGCUUCACGAAACUUCGCUGUGCUGGCAGUGUAUAACCCACACGCCAAGAAGACCAUGCUCUUCACACAGGUGUACCUGCCCUUCGGGGCCCGCGCAUCUGUCAACGGCUUUAUCCGAUGCUCUAGGUGCAUACAAUGGUUGGCCACUAAGUGUCUGUUGAUACCCACCACAUCCUACUAUGAUGACUUCAUUGUGGCUUCACCUGACGAUUUGGCAGACAACACGGGAGAUACCAUGGAACUCUUGUUCAAAUUGUUGGGCUGGGUCUUCGACUCAGAAGGACCGAAAGCCGACGUGUUUUCACGGCAUGUAUCUGCGUUGGGUGUAUCUUUCGACUUGACGGAGACGGAACAUGGUGUGAUUAGCGUAGACAACACAGUCAAGAGGAAGGAUGACGUAUCCAACCUGAUAUCUGCUGUGCUGGACCGGGGAGAGCUCUCCUACAAGCAAGGGUUGGAGCUCAGGGGCAAACUCGCUUUCGCCAAUGCCCAGGUGAUGGGGCGAGGAUUGAUGGUGACACUCGUAUGGCCCUUGACUUCCUCGAUCUUAGGAUUCGGGCAGCUCUGCAAAGCGGAGCUCGAAGGGCGACUUUUCUGGGCAAUCCAUAUGCACAGGCAAGCCGCACUAGAUGCUGAGGUGUUGGAUUAUGUGCUCUCCUUCCUGGAGGAGUUUGAAAGACCAAUCGCCGACUGCAUCGGCCUGUACCAGGACGACUCAAGGUCGAUGAUCUCAAGCCCCGUGGAUGCAGCCAGCUCUGCGCGUGCCCUGUCGUCGCUGUCUUCUGUCACUUUCCUGCAUAGAGCACUGACUGACCGAUGGUGGCUCGACUUCGAUCCGCCUCCACUGGCUUCCAACGGUACUGCAGAGGUACACUCGCCUUGGCGGGCCUUGAAGCAAGUUGCCGCAUGGAUGGGACUCAGUGGUCUCUAUCUGCCUCGUCCCGCACGAGACUGA